AAAUCCCCUGAUCUACACUGUGUGCUUUGCUCUGCCUGGCAAUUGCUUUUGUUGACAUUCCACCAUGAGUGCGGCUUUGCUCCGGAGUCGAGUGGCCAGUGUAUCGCUACCGGUGCAGCAUGGCCGGUUACGUGCGAUUCACGCUGCUUCUCGUCGCAGACCUGUCGCUGUCACACGGUGCCUAAGCCGCUGUCCGCCGUCGUAUGGAGUCCGCCUGCAAUCGUCGGUGUCGGAAGGCGUCGAGAAGAAACCGCGGUCUCGGGCGGUGACGUGGAUGUACACGUUCUUUGCGUACAGCGGGUUCUUUAUCUUUAUGAGUGGUGCCGUGGUGGUAGCGUUCUUCGUCUACGAUGCGACUACGUAUCGCGAGGAUCCGAGCGCUGAGGAUAUCCCUGUCUCGGAAUUGGCGUUGAACCCCCGUCGUGGCGGACCCAAGGACUUGCCGAUUGCGGAGUUUCUGGUCGGAGACCAUGACUCGGAGCAGAUGGCUGCGCAAACCGAGAAGCCCCGGCUGGUGAUCCUGGGCACGGGCUGGGGCAGCGUGGCGCUGCUCAAGACGCUCAACCCGGACGAUUACCACGUCACCGUGGUCUCGCCCACAAACUACUUUCUGUUCACUCCGAUGCUGCCAUCUGCCACUGUCGGGACGUUGGGGCUCAGGUCGCUGGUUGAACCCGUCCGGCGGAUUGUACAGCGUGUCCACGGCCAUUUCCUCAAGGCGGAGGCUGUUGACGUCGAGUUUUCCGAGAAGCUUGUUGAGGUUUCCCAGCUGGAUGCGAGUGGCAACAGGCAGAACUUCUAUCUUCCGUACGAUAAACUUGUGAUCGGUGUCGGCUGUGUGACGAACCCGCACGGUGUGAAAGGCCUCGAGCAUUGCAACUUCCUGAAGACGAUCGAUGACGCCCGCCAGAUCAAGAACAAGGUGCUGGAGAAUAUGGAAAUUGCCUGUCUACCGACCACGAGUGAUGAGGAACGCAAGCGUCUUCUUUCCUUUGUUGUCUGUGGAGGCGGCCCGACUGGUGUCGAGUUUGCUGCGGAACUGUUUGACCUGCUCAACGAGGAUCUACUUCACUCUUUCCCCAAAAUCGUACGAAAUGAGAUCUCCGUUCACAUCAUUCAAAGCCGCGGCCACAUCCUGAACACCUAUGACGAAGCGCUUUCCAAAUACGCCGAGGCUCGUUUUGCGCGGGACCAUGUCGAAGUAUUGACGAAUGCUCGUGUCAAGGAGGUCCAAGCAGAUAAGGUUCUCUUCGAGCAGACAGAAAAUGGUCAACCGGUUGUCAAAGAAAUUCCGAUGGGAUUUUGCCUCUGGUCUACAGGUGUCUCUCGGGCAGCGAUCUGCAAGAAACUGUCUGAUAAGCUAGAGGCACAAAACAACAAACAUGCUCUCGAGACGGACUCGCAUCUUCGACUGAUCGGUGCUCCUCUGGGCGAUGUCUAUGCUAUCGGUGACUGCUCGACCGUGCAGAACAACGUCAAGGAGCACAUUGUCUCUUUCCUGCGUACCAUUGCCUGGGAAAAGGGCAAGGAUCCGGAGAAGGUGCACCUCACUUUCUCCGAGUGGCGAGAGGUUGCCAACCGGGUGAGGAAGCGCUUCCCCCAGGCCUCCAACCAUCUCCGCCGCCUGGACCGACUCUUCGAGCUGUACGACAUUGACCACUCCGGCACCCUCGACUACGGGGAGCUGUACGAGCUUCUGCACCAGAUCGACACGAAGCUCACCUCGCUUCCUGCGACUGCUCAACGAGCCCACCAGCAGGGCGAAUACCUAGGCCGUAAACUGAGCAAGAUCGCGGCGGCACUGCCUGGCUACCGUGCCAACCAAAUCGACUACGGUGACCUGGACGAGACGGUGUACAAGGCCUUCAAGUACAGGCACCUGGGGAGCUUGGCCUACAUCAGCAACGCAGCCAUUUUCGAUUUCGGAGGGCUGAAUUUCAGCGGCGGGGUUCUCGCCAUGUACCUGUGGCGCAGUGUCUACUUUGCGCAGAGCGUCAGCUUCCGCACUCGUUGUAUGCUGGCUAUGGACUGGGCCAAGCGAGCUCUUUUUGGAAGAGAUCUCAUGAGCUUUUAGAUACCCAUCAAUUGUUUCUGUUACCUUUCACAUGUUGAAUAGGAAGACACCAUCUACCUAUUUGACAUGUGAUUUUUUUUUUCUCUCCUUUGUAAUGAUGGAAUCUUGGGUCCCCCUUCCCUGUCUGAUGUGUUAUAUAUAUAUAUCUACACCUAUAUGUUGUAGUUAAACCUUGCUUUCUCUCUUUGCCGUGAUGAUGUGGAAAUGAAGAUAUGAUAUCAAUAAUA
Molecule: messenger RNA, 2301 nt
Organism: Penicilliopsis zonata CBS 506.65
Lineage: Eukaryota; Fungi; Ascomycota; Eurotiomycetes; Eurotiales; Aspergillaceae
Exons: 7
Coding region: 65-2074 (669 amino acids)
Molecular function (GO): calcium ion binding; NADH dehydrogenase activity
Source: RefSeq, a predicted model, not a curated record